Messenger RNA from Rhododendron vialii, 2795 nucleotides. RefSeq lists its product as uncharacterized. The record is from RefSeq and is a predicted model, not a curated record. Gene Ontology annotation, cellular component: NatC complex. Bases 184 to 2373 code for a protein of 729 amino acids. Gene Ontology annotation, biological process: N-terminal peptidyl-methionine acetylation. The transcript is spliced from 17 exons. Lineage: Eukaryota; Viridiplantae; Streptophyta; Magnoliopsida; Ericales; Ericaceae.
CUUGAUUUCCCAGAAAGAAAACCCUCGUUUAGGAAACUCCCUCCCUCUCUCUAAACAAGCAGUCCAGUCGUGGAAGCACUGGUGAAACAAGUACAAACACAAAUAGGAAGGAGAGAGAGAGAGAGAGAGAGAGAGAGAGAGAGAGAGAGAGAGAGAGAGAGAGAGUUUGCAAGCGUUGAUCGAAUGGCAGAGAAGGUUAGAUUGGCCAUAAAUCCAUCGAUUCCUUCUGGCGAACAGACCGUUUGGGCCGAUAUUUCUUUACUACUUGAUUCCGCCUGCAAAGAUCUUCGAGAUGGCGAGCUUAUACAUGGAGAGAAUUUUAAUCUUUUUGCCGCCAUGUCUGCCUUGGAGAUUAUGGACCCAAAGAUGGAUUCAGGUAUUGUUCGUAGAUAUUAUUCUGUUGACGAGGCAAUUGAUAGUGGUGCUGCCCCAGUCCCUUUAAGUUCGGAUAGAACUGUAGAUGUCCAAUGUGUUAUUGACAUCAUGGACCAUCUUCUAGCAUGUGAGGCAACGUGGCACAAGGGUCAUUCAUUGGCUCAAACAGUUUUUUCUUGCAUCUAUCUUCUUAAGCCUGAUAGAACAUCACCGCAUGCAUUGUUGCAUUCUUAUUGCAGAGUCAUACGUGCAACCUGCAAUUCGGUUGUUUCAGUCGUAUCUGAUGCGCGUACAAAUGAAGUAAAUUCUUAUGUUUUCUCUUGGCAGGAAGAAGAUCUUUUCACGAUGACAUAUGGCCUACCUUUGAAAGGGGAUGGAGAUGAAAAAUGCUUAUCAAUGCUACACGCAGUUGAGGAAACAAUUUCUCGCCAAUUGCGAGCGUGUAAAGCUCCACCAUCGAAAAAGAGAGUAGUAGAAGAUAUAGAGCCAUUGCAAAUGAAUCCUGAUCUGGAAGAAGAGUUCUGUAAAGCUUUGCUGUGUCGAAUACGCUUUCGUAAGCAUUUCUACCAUGCUCUUACGGCUAUGAAGCGACCUCAAGGCAGAGGUUUAGAGCUAGCUAGGAAACAUAUAGACUCUUGCUUAUCAGAGCUAGAUUCCAUUCUAAAAUCGUCAGAAUUCCUAUGCUCCAAUGCAUGUGGAACUUGUGAAGAUGGACUAGAAGAUAGAACCACAGCUUCUGGUUGUCAACCUAUUGGGUUUGAUGCAAGUUUGAACUGUAGAUUGUCUGCUCCUACUCCACCUCGUGCAAUUAAAAUUCUCAGCUGGAUAAAGGCUGUUGAGUAUUUCCAAAAACUUCUUCAUGAUCUAGAUAUUUUAUGUUCCUACUCUUUGGACCCGUUACUCGAAGGUGUUUUACGCUUUGUGGUUGAGUUCCAAAAAUUUCAACCCGACUUGGUCGCAAGAGCUCAUCUCCAGGUUCUUCUCAUUCAUGAUGGGAAACUCUAUGGACGGGAUCCUAUCUUUACGGUGAUUUCUAAAGCUGCAGCAUUGCCCGAGUUUCCAAAGGACCACGAGAUUCAGAAGAAUGAAGUUCUUGCGCAACUAGGGCAGUUAGUGAUCAGCUUGCUCAAAAUUCUUUGUACGAAUGCUGCAUGGCAGAGGCGUAAGCUUGGGAAAAUUUUACAAGAUUGGCGAGUCAGUUAUAUGCAGCUAGAACUGGCUUUUAAGAAGGAGUUUAGGGACAUCUCAAGCACUCUAAUUGAUGAGAGCUUAUGUGACAAGAUAUCUAAGCACAUUCUCGUCUGGGUAGAGGAGCAAACAUACUGGAUAGCGUCUCGUUUUCUUGUUUUGGGCUUCGAACUGGAGCUAUACUCACCCUCUGAAUAUUGCAUGGUAUACUGGUAUAUGUAUGUGGUCUUCAUCAAGCUUGUGGAGAAAACACAUCUCAAGAUGUUGACAAGCCAUGAAACUGGUAAACGGAAGGCGAAGAAGAAAAAAGAUUCUUCAAAGGAUCUUGCAAGGGAUUAUCAGAUUCCACCUGGAGUCUUGCUGCUUCAGUGCCAUAUAUAUCUUGCUGAAGCCCUCACGAUGAUGCUUGCUGCUCUGAGGAAUGAACAUAAGGUCUUCCCAAGUCUUGGUCCAUUUAAUACGGAGUAUGAGAGAUUCAAUCAGCACUUUGAGCUUCUACAGAAAGCUUCCAUUCCCGAUCCCAUAACAUUCUUCUCUUAUGAGGAAUCUACUAUGAACGCUCGUUUAUCUAAUCCGGUCAUGCAUAAUUGUUUUAAAGAUGCUCUGAGGAUUGCGAAGGAGCUCCGGAGUUGUUUUUCCCAUGACCCAGAGAGAGUGGCAGAACUGCGACGGAUUGAGCAGGUUGCGGAACACAAUGGAGUUGCGCUAAACCUCAUAUGCCGGUUAGGGACUCUAGAGCCAUCGUUAAAGGUCUACUUUGAAUUCAGCCACCAUCCUUACUUUGCUACUGUUGUCGUGAAGAGAUCUUAAAGUGAAAGACCUACAACAGAUUUGAAUGCCCUAGCUCUCACAAGCCCGUUAAGGACUGCUGCCGUGAUCUUGAAAAGUAGUCUUUCAUCUCUCUCGACCCCCAGUUUUGACACUAGAGGUUUCACAAAGGCACUUUUGUCUUCAGAUAUACUCAGUAUUUGUAUCAAUUUUGUUUUCCCAUUGUAUUUUCUUGAGUCAUUCUCUAGUGAUUACUCAAUCGAUUGAGUAUAAAGUUUUCAUGUAUAAAUAUCUGUUAUACUGGAAAUGUAUUAUAGACCGAGAAAUGCAGUAAGUUCGCCAAAUCUGGGGCCUUAAUUGGAAGGUUCCCAUGAGUCAAAAAAAAUUCUUGUUGGAGAGACUGGGAAACUGAACCCUUUUACCAUUUUCCCCCUCUAUGAAUAAUUCUUAUUGGUAGGAUGGUU